AUGUCUUCCCCUCCAGCCUCAGAGGGCUACCCGCGAGGGGCUGGCAUAGACAUUCAAAGUUGGGUUACUGAGCCGGGCGGUGCACCACCUACUGGUAUUAUCAGUAGUUUGUUUGAAACUAUCCUCGAUGCGGGUAUUGAGGUUGCGAAGCUAGCCCCAGAGGCUGAGCAAUCACGGAGACUCCACGGAGAACUUGAGCGAUUCGUCCUUUGGGGGCAUGGGGCUUCCAUCUCCAGCGGACAGCUAGACGAUGUGCUUUCUAGGUCCCGAGACCUACGUCAAACAGUUCUGCCGGCUAUCUACGGUCUCGGCAGAGUCUUCGUCGAUGACCUACUGCGGGCAUAUAGAGCCGAGGACGCCCAGCUGCGCUCCCCUUACACUUCCCCAACAAUUCGGACACUUCAAAAGCAGUUGGAAACGAUUUCAUCUAUAUCAGAAGACGACCGAGCACUAGGUUGGGAAAACCUAUCGGAUGACGAAAAUACUAACGAUACAGUAUCAGAGGUCAUCGAUAUUAUUGAGUUUUAUAUCAACUGCCUAAUGGACAUGUCUUCUUUGCUGGACGCAAUAGAGGUUGAUGAAGACGAAGAUCUCGAAACGAGGCUGGAGACGUUCAAUGUUGAUACUGAGCUAGCUCGUCUCUACUGCCGUCGGAUUCGCGACCAGUUCCCCGAGUUACCAAAGUUCCUCGUGGAGCGCCUUGGGAAGGCGAACGACUUACGUACAUCCCAGCUCAAAUCUCUUCAGCUCCAAGUUCAAAUACAACCCACUGACGAGAGGGGAAGGGCUGGAAAGGAAGAUCGUUCAAUCCAACACAGCGAGAACUUGCUCUCAAAUGUCAAGAGGGAGAUGACAGUGACCAGCGGCACUUACGCAUCCCAAAUGUCCGAGUCGGAUUUGAAUCGCCACUUUCUGCCACAGAGUAGUCUGCAAGAGACCCUCACAGAAAAACGAGUUUCCCAAACCCUUGCCGAAGCGUUUGCCCAGUCCAAAAGAGAAAUCUCGCCUGACCGACAGGCAGAGAUUACUCGGAAAGUUUUGCUCCCUACGGAGGUUACAAGACUGAAAACACCGAAACAUCUAGCGACGAGAAGACAAAUAUUCGCCAUCCUCGUACUGAUCGACGCAGUUGAAACAAUCGUUGAUUUCAUUGACGAAGGUAUUUACGACGGCGAUCUCCCAUUUGACUGGGUUGGGAUUGAGUUUGGGAAGAGAGACGACAAGGGCGGGCUACAGCCUAUUGGCCUCUUCGCAAGGUGGGAAGCGAGAAAGGUUGAGCUGUUCUUUCACCAGCAGUGGAUGGUCCACGUCCCCAUUUUCAACAUAUGCAGGGGGAACGGGGAGUCACCACCGCAUUACGAAAUUGGCCCGUAUGCUAUCUUACCUUUCAUAAAUGUGAAAGUGAUUGGUAAACGAGGUUAUGGUACUGUCUCCAAGGUGGAAAUCGAGAGUAGCCACCACAACCAUCCUACUAAGCUGGGCAAAAAGCUAUAUUUUGCUAUCAAAAACUAUGAUGAUAUGCCUUCAUCUCCGAGCAACUUUACCCAGCAAAUCUCCCACCUCCACUCAUCGACUGGCCACCCACACUUGGUUCAACUUCUCUGGACCUACAAUAAUGGCCCCAACUACCAUCUCGUAUUCCCCUGGGCAGAUGGAAAUUUGAGAGAUUUCUGGGAGAUACAUAAUAUGCCUAUACCGGAUCAAGCUGGUGAAAAUCACCACCGCCGUGCUGCGGUAUGGUUUGCCCAACAGUGCCUAGGUAUUGCUCAAGGUCUCCACGUAAUUCACAAGCGUGGGCAUGAUAGUGUCGGGGAUAUUAAGGGAAAAGAAGGGCCUGGCUGGCAUGGCGACUUGAGCCUAGACAACAUUCUUUGGUUCCGCGAUUUCGAUAGCCGAGCCCGGGGUUACAGCCUUGGGGCGUUGAAAAUCUCUUUGAGCAUGACGACGUCCGGAUCCAAUUCCGUCUUUCCAAACGACCCGUAUAGACCCCCAGAAUGCAAUAUCGACAUGUACCGAUCAAUUUUCACGGCUUGCGACAUUUGGGCCCUAGCAUGCAUCCUGCUAGACUUUGUGACGUGGUUCCUUGAAGGCGGCCAGGGGAUUGAAAAGUUCAAAUCCGCGAUAUUGGCAGACGCUGAUAAUUAUUUCGUGAAAUCAGUAUUUUUCUCUUACGUGGAGGUCUGUGAUGAGCACGGCACCCCCAAGACCUUUGCGAGGGUCAAGGGGUCUGUUGUUAAUCAAUUUGCAAGGCUCUACAAUCACCCGGGGGGCUCUGAAUUUACGCGAGACUUGUUGGGAUUUGUGAGAUUAAGGCUGCUUCAUCCGGACCCUAAUCUACGAGCCAGUUGUCCUGAGAUCGUUUCCAAAUUCGAAACGCUCUACAAAUCUUGUGAGGAGAAUCGAAAUUACUGUCUUGGACGGCAGACCAUGCCUCCACAGAAUGAAGACAGAGUGCGCGAGAUUCUGAUUCCCAAGCAGGUGGAGUUAAAUCAGGAGGAGAGAGAGAGGCUGCAAGGAUACAUGCAUACGCUCCCAGGGCUAGACGAAAAAUACCUGAUCGACCCCAGCACCCACGGCGACGACAGCAUUCCAUCAUCGGGAACCAAGAUAGAAAAGAAGAGGUUUUGGAAGAGCUUGGCAUGGAGAAGGAGAUAA
Molecule: messenger RNA, 2655 nt
Organism: Scedosporium apiospermum
Lineage: Eukaryota; Fungi; Ascomycota; Sordariomycetes; Microascales; Microascaceae
Exons: 4
Coding region: 1-2655 (884 amino acids)
Biological process (GO): peptidyl-threonine phosphorylation; peptidyl-serine phosphorylation
Molecular function (GO): protein serine/threonine kinase activity; ATP binding
Source: RefSeq, a predicted model, not a curated record